Molecule: messenger RNA, 1146 nt
Organism: Bursaphelenchus okinawaensis
Lineage: Eukaryota; Metazoa; Nematoda; Chromadorea; Rhabditida; Aphelenchoididae
Source: the annotation of a GenBank genome assembly
AUGAUGAAGUGGUUAAUUGUCGCCUUCUUCAUUGUUAAUGUGGCUGCUUCGACCUAUGAUGACAAUGUUGCUACACGAUCAAUCAAGAUUGAAGGGAUUCUGAAGUGCUCCAAAGAGCCGUUGGUUGGGGCUGUCAUCAGAGUUUUUAAAAAUAACACUGAAGGUGAGUUAUAUUAAGAACUGCCUUGCCUUGCACUAUCCUACCUUACCCUACCCUACCUUACCCUACCCUACCCUACCCUACCCUACCCUACCCUACCCUACCCUACCCUACCCUACCCUACCCUACCCUACCCUACCCUACCCUACCCUACUCUACCCUACCCUACCCUACCAUAUUCUAUCAUAUUUUACUCUAUAUCUGCUUUGCACUGUCUUAUCCUACCAUACCCUACCCUAUAUUGGUCUACUGUAUCUUGCUUUACUUUACCCAGUCAGACCCUGCCCGACCCUGCCCAACUCUGCUUUGCCAACCCUGGUUGACCUACUGAACCAGAGGUGAUACUGGCAUAUGCUAAGCAGGACGAAUGAGAACCCUACCGUACAAUAUCAUAUCCUAACCUGCUCUAUCUCACCCUGCGCUACUAUACUUCACUCAUACUGCGACCUCUCUUUAAAAAUUUUAAAAAAUUGCCUACAGUCAAAUUUAAAAAUUAAAAAGAAAUUAUUUCCAGACCUUGGCCAAGUGAUUGCAACAGGAAAAACAGACAGCACUGGCAAGUUCUCGGUCGAAGGAGAUACUGCUCGCUUCAGCGCUGCUGAAUCUGAAAUUGAGCCUUUCUUGAGAAUCUAUCAUCAAUGUGAGGAGAAGGUCAGUUUUAAAAAUAUUUUUUUUUAAUUUAAGCCUAAAAAUAAUUUUUUAAAACAAAAAAGUCAUUUUUAAGCCUAAAAUAACUUCUUACUGCUUUAAGCCUAAAAUUUUUUCAUUAAAAUUUAGGCUUGAAACACUUACUAUAAGCCUAAUUUUUUAAAAUUUUAUACCCAAAAACCGUAUUUUAGAAGAGCUACAAGAGAGUGCAGCUCCAAGUCCCGAAAGACUUUGUCAGUUUGGGUAAGAUGCCACGUAGAACCUACAACAUCGGCCUUCUCAACCUGGAACUCGGCUAUCCUGGCCAAACUACAGUGAAAACUGUUGAAGGAUUGUAA